ACGAAGGCGAAAGAAACUGUCUUCGGGUAUAUUUACAAAAUGGCUUCUACCGAAAAAGUAACACCUGAACGUGUUAAGAGACUUUUAUCGUCAUUUCUAGUCACAGUGUCUACCGAAUACGACGGUGAAAGGAACUCUGGGACUUCUGAAAGGAAUGGAUGUGGUGAAGUAUCUCCCAACAGAAGUAAUGGACAAGAGCAGACGGACAAAAAUGAUGUACAGAAAGGUCCACAUCCUCGGAGCAGGGAAGCUUACUUCCAAAGAGUCAACACAUUCACAACAUUCAAUUGGUUUGCUAAACCAGUAGAUUUGUCUCCCCUUGUUUGUGCACGGUAUGGCUGGCAGGUGAUCGAGUCUGACAUGCUGGGGUGUGUUGGCUGUAAAGCCAAGCUUAGUGGACAGCUACCCAAAACAAGAGACCAAAAAAUAUAUCCAGAUUGCUGCAAGAAACUAAAGCAUGGUCUCACUUGGUCUCACAAGAAGUCCUGUUCUUGGUCAUCAAAUCCUAGUCCAGAGUCAUUUGCUGUGAUUCCACUUUACAAUAUAAAAGAGAUCAAGCAUAACUUUGACACAAGACUGAAGAUUCUACAGGCCUGUAGUUCAAAGCUUCCUGUGGUGUCUGAUCAGUCGAUAGUGAAGCAGGGACUGGAUAAGGACAUAAUCGAAGACAUUGUUCAGUAUUUUCUCCAUGAUCGGGACCAGCCUAUAACAGAGAAUUCAAAGGCAGCUUUUCUACUUGCUCUCUGUGGUUGGAAUUUAAGUGAUACAGGCAGCGUGCUGGAGUGUAACUUCUGUCAGCGAACAAUAGGAUUGUGGAAUUACAAAUCCUCCAGUGGCUCUCAAAGUUCAGAGAAUGAACAGAAGGAAUCUGGAGAUCAUCAUGUAGCGAAGAAAUUUAAAAUUUCUGAAAAGGAUAGCUUUGAUCCUAUAGCGGAGCACAGGUAUUGGUGUUCAUGGCUAGUAGAUCUGACAGUCCCCCCAGGAGGAUCCCAAGGGAACCAGUGCACCUCCCCAAUGUCUAGUCCCUCCACUCCAAGGAACAGCAGCCUUAACAGUAGUUUUGGUGAGGGGUCUCCCGGGACCAGUCACCUGGAUCUGAGCACUAGGCCAUGGUUCUCUAUGCUGAAAAUAGUCUGUCCUGGCAAGUUGAUGGACUCGGAACCUACAAUGACUGAUCGCUUUCAACAGAAUACCCCUACUGCUGGUCUGCGACAGCUGCGGAGACUGGUGAGAGGAUGGUCAUCUGCCUACGUAUCCACACCAGAUAAACAAUCAUGACAGCAGUAUAUCCUCCGUGUGCUGGAAUGUCACUGACAAAUCUCACUGAUACACUGUUGGUGAAGCAAGUUGUGCUGGGUUUCUCACUGAAACAACUGAAGGCAGAGUUUUCCAUUGUAACAUCAAGCAAUCCCAGAUGACAUCACUUUUGCUCGUUUUCCUUGUUGUGAUUAUGUUAUUAGCAGAAACAGUGAAACUCUUUCAAACUUCCAUCUAUAUCUGACUUACCACACAUGCUGUACCAGGUUGUUUCUGUGAUUCUAUGAUUGUGAAACAGGAUGAUGUUGAAUGAUAAACAUAGACAUGAAUAAACAGUUUACUGAGGACAAAUAUUUAUAUGUAUUAAAAGUGGGACACUGUUGAUAAUGUGAGGGACAUAUAUAGACUGGGUUACUGUUGAUAACAUACAUUUGUCUACAGUUUGACUGUGCUGAUGUUUGUGCGGAAUAGAAGUAUUUGGAAGUGAGGGUGAUUUGCAGACAUCAUCAAAUGACCAGUGCCAUAGAAAGUCAAGGUUAUAUUUUGACUAUCAUAUCAUCAUAUUGUAGACUGUCGCUGUUCGUUUUUUAAGAAAAUGUACCUACAGUAAGACACUAAGACAGUGUACCAUGUUACUUGUCCUACAGUAAGACACUAAGACAGUGUACCAUGUUACUAGUCCUACAGUAAGACACUAAGACAAUAUACCAUGUUACUUGUCCUACAGUAAGACACUAGGACAGUGUACCAUGUU
Molecule: messenger RNA, 2011 nt
Organism: Pecten maximus
Lineage: Eukaryota; Metazoa; Mollusca; Bivalvia; Pectinida; Pectinidae
Product: nuclear-interacting partner of ALK-like
Exons: 9
Coding region: 40-1278 (412 amino acids)
Cellular component (GO): nucleus
Molecular function (GO): zinc ion binding
Source: RefSeq, a predicted model, not a curated record